Molecule: messenger RNA, 2880 nt
Organism: Bombus pyrosoma
Lineage: Eukaryota; Metazoa; Arthropoda; Insecta; Hymenoptera; Apidae
Product: probable peroxisomal acyl-coenzyme A oxidase 1
Exons: 10
Biological process (GO): fatty acid beta-oxidation using acyl-CoA oxidase; lipid homeostasis
Cellular component (GO): peroxisome
Molecular function (GO): fatty acid binding; acyl-CoA oxidase activity; FAD binding
Source: RefSeq, a predicted model, not a curated record
CAAAUAAAUCUUAAAGUAACACAAGCUAUUACAUAGGGACAGUUAAUCUUAAAAUGCCAGACGGUACUGUAACUAAUUAUUUAUUUUACGACUUGCGAUUUUGUUGCAUCAUAUGAACAUAUGCAUGUCGUAGCCCGUAUUAUAGAGAAAGAUGGUGAAGGUUGCAAGCUGUCACAUACACAUAUAAUAUACAAUUAUAGUAGAAAUUUUAAUGGAAAUAUCUACCAUUAAUGACGUGGCGUCGAGUUCAUGAUUGUGACGUAUAACCGUGUAUAUUUAUAUAUAAAACCGUGCAUUUGAGUAGCAGAUAAUAUUAAAAUAGAUAAAUGCGUUGAUCGACCUGGCAUUCACUUUCAUAUUUGUAGACGGUAUAAAGUAAUCUCUAUAACAUGAAGCAGCAGAAAAUGAACAUGAACAAGGAUCUACAAUAUGAACGAAGUAGAUGUACGUUUGAUCCUGUGGAAAUUACGUAUCUUUUCGACGGCAGUCCAGAGAAGACGAAACGACGCCGUGAUCAAGAACAAUAUUUUUUGGAUGAUCUGGCAUUAAAAGAAAAUGUAGCAAUGAAUUAUAAGAGCCAUAAAGAAAUAUAUGAAGAUACUUUACGAAUUGCAUGCAAUGUUCUUCAAAAAGUUAGAGAAUUGCAAUGCUCAGGAAAAGAAGAUAUUGAUCUUCUAUUACAUAUCUUUGGAGCAAGACUUGGGUCUGCACUGUUCGAAGGUGGAAAUCCAUUGGUCUUGCAUUAUGCUAUGUUUCUACCCGCUCUUAUGGGACAAGCAAAUUCUGAACAGCAAGCAUAUUGGAUAAGCAGAGCUUGGGACGGCGAUGUUAUAGGAACGUAUGCUCAGACUGAACUAGGCCAUGGAACGUUUCUCAGGGGUUUGGAAACUACUGCAACGUACGAUCCAGAAACGAAAGAGUUUGUUUUGAAUAGUCCAAAUUUGACAUCCUACAAAUGGUGGCCAGGCGGAUGUAAGUAUAUUGUAAAUUAUGAAAUCGAACAAUUUCCCUGUUUACAAUUUGCUGAACAAUGGAUAUAGUAAAGAGUAAAUUUAAUCUGUAUGUAAUUCUUAGGCAUUAUAAUUGGAGAAAUUGGUACAAAAUUGGGGAUGAACGGCGUUAACAAUGGGUUUCUCGGAUUUCAUGACUUUAGGAUACCACGGGAGAAUAUGUUGAUGAAGAAUUCCAAGGUACUAGAAGAUGGAACAUACGUAAAAUCUACAAAUGAUAAGUUAACGUAUGGUACGAUGGUGUUCGUUCGAGUAGUACUGCUGCACGACCUCUUACAUUAUUUAUCCAAAGCCGUUACGAUUGCGGUUCGAUACAGCGUAGUAAGACGUCAGGGUCAAAUAAAUCCAGAACAACCAGAGGUACAGAUCCUCGAUUACGUAACGCAACAAUACAAAAUCUUCCCUCAUAUUGCCACAUGUUUCGCAAUAAAAGUUACUGCCAGUUGGGUUUGGGAUAUGUAUAAUACGGUACAAAGUCAAUUGUACCAGGCUGAUUAUGAAAAACUACCGGAGUUGCAUUCUUUGUCAUGUUGCCUAAAAGCAGUUGUAUCUGCAGAUACAGCAGAUGGAAUAGAGCAGCUUCGGUUAUCUUGUGGUGGACAUGGAUACAUGACUGCCAGCAAUCUGCCAACACUCUACGGAUUGGCCACUGCAGUCUGUACUUACGAAGGGGAAAAUACAGUUCUACUUUUGCAAACAGCUAGGUACCUCGUAAAAUCAUGGAAACAAGCUACGGAUGGUGAACCAUUGCCAGAAUCUGUAGAGUAUCUUAACGAAGCAGCAAAAGGAGUAAAACAUCGUCGUUGGAGUAACGAUUUGGAAUGUCUGAUUGAUGCCUAUAACGCGGUAGCCGCAGGAUCUGUUCGUUUAGCAGCAGAACAUUUGGAUCGCAGAAUACGUGAUGGAGUUCCGAUGGAGGAAGCCUGGAAUCAAACGAGCAUGGAACUAACUCAGUGCGCGGAAGCUCACGCUCGAGUCUUCAUUGUAAAAACAUUUGCAGAUGCUAUCAAACAGUUAAACUCGAAGUCUGAAGAAUUUCGUCAAGUAAUGUUUCAACUCUGCGAGCUGUAUAUCGUAUAUUGGGCUUUGAGGAACGUUGGUAAUUUUCUUCGAUUUUCUUCUAUGCAGAAAGAGCAUGUUCAGGUACUUCAUUCACGCUUGGAAUAUUUGCUGACGACAAUCCGACGAAAUGCUGUAGGAAUCGUUGACGGUUUCGAUUUCGAUGACCAUAUUCUUUGUUCGGCUUUGGGUGCUUACGAUGGUAACGUUUACGACCGAUUGUUUCAAGAAGCCACGAAGAGCCCUCUAAACCGUGAAACUGUGAACAUGUCUUUUGAAAAAUACUUAAAACCAUUUCUUAAGAGUAAUUUAUAGUGUAAUCUUUUUAAAGGAAAUAUUUAAUCAUAAUUGUUAUUUCGUAUUUGUUUUGCAGUGAUUGGAUUAUGUGGGAUAUGUUGCAUUUAGUUGUUAUCGUAAGACGUAUUUUUUAUUUGUUAUUAAAUAAUCUAUUGUAUUGUUUGUUGGGUAUUGAUUUAUGAGAUGUAACAACUGUAACAUAUCAUAUGAGCAAUAUCGAAGAAAGAUAUACGUGCUCACUUGUCCAUUUUACUGAGAAUUUAUAUUGAACAAGAAAGGAAGGAUCGAACGUAUUUUUGUACCAUGUUUAUUCGCUGUCUUUGUAAAUGUGUAAUUUUUACAAAGAAGCAUCGCUGUAAUAAUUGUGAAUGAAUGUUUGAUAGAGAUUUUAUGUUUAUAAAAAGCUUUCUGGAAAUAUGCGAUCAUUCUGAGAUGAGAUGUCUUAAAUAUGUUGUGGGAAAUGGUAUUUUCUAUACAGUUUUUAUAAUUAGUAAAAUAUGUUGAACUUGAAAAA